AGCAAACGUGCUACCUCGCUGGAUAACUGAAAACAAACCAUCACGUGCGCUCAAGAGGCAGUUGCCAGGGGACAGACUUCUCCGGCCUGCCUUCUGCAGAUAGUGCUUUGUGGCUGGCAGCCAAAAACCCUUUGGAACUCUGUGGCCCAGUAGACUUGGGACAGGAGGAAGAGAGGAGCCUUUGGGCCUAAAGACACCUAUGGUGUCACUUCUCAGGCCUAAUGAAACUUGUGACAGUGCCUCAGACAUCUUUUUUCUUUCCUUAAUUAUUUUGCUGGUUUUGCCAAAAAUGUUGAGUAAUUACAGCCCAACAGAUCCCUGCAUACCUUACAGUGUACAGCAGUGACAAACAUUUGUCACCCCCCUCAGCCCCGCUUGUUUUUGUCCUGUGGAGGUGGGCAGUAUAUGCUCUCUGGUGGACCUUCCUCCAGUCUGGUGAGACACACCUGUACCUGUAGCCACAGGACAGCAGGAGCGCUGCCGCUCUGCUUUGAAGCCAGCUUUUAUUGACUGUCUGCCGAUGCUUUAUACGCUGGGCUUGGUGCUGUGCUGUAGCUGAGUCAUGGGUUAAGUGUAAGGAGCAGGACACUUGCUGUUGAUUCCCAAGGCUGCUGUUUUGGAAUGGGGGUAGCCCCUACAUGUUAGGCAAGUCAUCUGCCACCAAACUAUUAUCCCCAGCAUUUAAUGGUUCUUUGGGGAAUAGGUGGAGAUUUGAAUUCUGCUUUUCAUAGGACAUAAGAUUUGGUUCUUUGAAUUUGAAAGUUUAUCUUCAACAUGAAGCAUCACGUUUGUGAUGAAAGUUUGAAGGAAUUCCAGGAGUAUGUGAAACGUGAGGCUGAACUGCUGUUGUCGGCUUAUUGUAUCCCUGUAUUGACAGUCACCUGGGAGAACCACACAAGUUCAAGAGAGAGUGGGCCAGUGUCAUGCGAUGUAUCGCGGUGUUUGUUGGCAUCAACCAUGCCAGUGCCGUAUCCUCAGUUGAAAUUAGAUUUCGCCAAUAAUGUGCAGCUGUCCCUGACUCUGGCAGCCCUAUCCUUGGGCUUGUGGUGGACGUUUGAUCGAUCCCGAAGUGGCCUGGGGCUCGGGAUCACCAUCGCCUUCCUAGCCACGCUGAUCACUCAGUUUCUUGUUUAUAAUGGCGUCUACCAGUACACGUCCCCAGAUUUCCUCUAUAUCCGUUCUUGGCUCCCUUGUAUAUUUUUCUCAGGAGGUGUCACAGUGGGAAACAUAGGACGACAGUUAGCUAUGGGUGUUCCAGAAAAGCCUCACAGUGACUGAGUUUGAGCACAUGAUUCAGGGCGGAAGCAGAAUGUGGAGACACUGGUCCUGGGUGUGGUGAAGAGGAUCUUUUUCUCAAUGUUCCAUUUAGACUGGGCUGAUGAUAAAUGACUCCUAAAGAUGCGUUCACGUAGUCUAAAUAGCAAGUGGAGGCAAGGACUACUUACCUAAAGUCUUACCUUGCUCACCCACCCUCACACCUGUCUGCACUGGAACAUUCUAUCCCAGGCUGUAUGUGAGAGUUGGGUAAGGGGGCCGGUUUCCCGAGUAUUAGAUUUCACUCAUCAUUCAAAGCAAAAUGCCAUAUUUCAAAGCCUUGAAUCAAAAUGAAUUACCAACUAGCAGUUUUAUAUCAGUGCCCAAAGGAGAGAGGUUGAUGGUGCUUAACAGAGAUGAAGUAUGUGCAGUAAGAAUAUUUAUCCAGAAUUAAAAUAUAGGGUUGUGUAAAGAGGGGCUAAGGGCAGCAGUAAGUUGGAGGAAGAUCAUGCUCCCCGGAGGACCCAGUGCAGCCACAUCUCCAGGUCUCGCUCAGGCUGGCGCUCACACGUGGGUCUCAUCAGUGUGGGAACUAUGCUGUUUACUGACAGGAGGUUUGUAGACAAUCUUACUGACAGCCCAGGACAACACAAAGUCAGGAUUCUGCAUUGCGAUGCUGGACUUUUCAUCUCAAUUUAAGUGAAGUUUUAUCCAAGAUCUGGACCAUCUAAGAGUGAAUAGCUGUCUGCUGUUUCAGUCGUAAUGAGCCGAAAUUGUGUCUCUGUCACUCCAGAGUGGAGAGGACUUUUCCACAGCCCUAUGGAGCUUGCAAUCUGUGAUUGCCUUGUAAAAGGUUGAGUGUGCACGUCACUGCGUUCGGUGCGCAGUGUCCUGUGUGUGUUGGACAGCGUAGAACACAUGGGACCUUGCAAGUAUUGGGUCUUCAACUUCAAGUGCAAUGUGUAUGAAACCAAUCUGAGCCUUGUAUUCUCUUAAAUAUUUAUUAUUUUUUUUAACCGCGCGAGCUGUUCUGGAGAAGGGUUCUCGGGUCAUUUCAGAGCUGUGUGGAGGCACACUCAGCAAUACUGUGUCAGCCGUGACGCUCCCCAGUCACACCCUCCACUACACCCUAGUCCUCUGACAUACUCCAGGUUUGUAAGUUUAGUGAUUUUUACUUACAAAUUUACCCUUUUUUGCAUUCUAAAAUGUGUUUGUUUUAAAUUAUAUGGAACUGACUUGGUGAGGCAGUCAUUGGUCCCCGGGCAGGCAGAAGCUCUGCCUGUGGGAAUCGGGUUUGGGUUCACUCUUGCAGGGCUCCUCAUAGAGGCUUUGCUUAUUUUGUUUUGAGGAAAAUGUCUGGAGUAAACCUUUGUUUUCUGAAACUACUUUAGCUAAAAGAAAAUGGGUUGUUCUAGACUUUGGAAUGGUUCUUAAAGUUUCCUGGAAAUAAAAAUAAAUGAUUGGCACUUCAAAGACAUUCUUUAGCCAAGACUUCAGUGUCUAGCAGAAACCACAAGUGACUAGAAGAGCAAGUGAUCUUGGUGAUGCACUUGAUUGUAUACAAUGAGUAUUUUUUCUCUUAAACUGGAAAUAAAUCUGUUAGAAAUAAUGUAGCCAAAAAAAAAAAAAAAAAGGUGAAUCUGAAGGAUGCUUUUGCCAAUAGUUAGAGCAGUUACACUGAACCAAAGUGACUGAGUUUGUACAGACGGUAAUCCGUACCAAGCACACUCACUGUCCUGAUCUGAACACCCAGCAAGGUUCAUGUCCGUGCUAAGUUUGCAGCAUUGUGUUCUUUUGCAUUCUUUUUUUACUUUUAUUAAAGGUUCAAAACCA
Molecule: messenger RNA, 3087 nt
Organism: Rattus norvegicus (Norway rat)
Lineage: Eukaryota; Metazoa; Chordata; Mammalia; Rodentia; Muridae
Source: RefSeq, a predicted model, not a curated record